Messenger RNA from Telopea speciosissima, 2616 nucleotides. Its product is annotated as probable cyclic nucleotide-gated ion channel 5. Lineage: Eukaryota; Viridiplantae; Streptophyta; Magnoliopsida; Proteales; Proteaceae. The record is from RefSeq and is a predicted model, not a curated record. Gene Ontology annotation, biological process: transmembrane transport; potassium ion transport. Gene Ontology annotation, molecular function: protein binding; voltage-gated potassium channel activity. The transcript is spliced from 8 exons. Gene Ontology annotation, cellular component: membrane. The coding region runs from base 178 to 2400 and encodes 740 amino acids.
UGUUCCUCCUGCAAUAAGAUCAUUUUCAUCGAACCCUACCAACUCUCACAUGAGUAUUUUAUCAAGGAUAUGGAAUGUUUCAAUUUGCAGUUUGGAUUGUUAUUAACUUCAACUCUUUCACGGAUAGAGUCUCUGUGGUGAUCUGCGGCCGAGUUUCCAUGUGAUAGGUUGUACAAAAUGUUUGAUUGUGGUAGAUCGCAGUUUUUGGGUGGGCACAGGGACAAGUUUGUAAGGUUGGACGACUUAGAUUCAAGAAUAUCGAUGUCUUCUGAUGUAGGGGGAAUGAAAAGAUGUGGAUUCAAUAUUGAAGGGUUGACACGUGCUGGUCGUGCAUCCAACACCCCGUCAAAAUCUUUCAGGAGCGGAAUGAGAAGGGGGUCUGAAGGGCUCAAGUCAAUUGGCAAAACUCUUAAGUGUGGGGUUUCUCGAGCAGUAUUUCCUGAAGACCUUAAAGUGACAGAGAAUAAGAUAUUUGAUCCUCAAGAUAGAUUCAUCCAAUUAUGGAAUAGAUUUUUUGUCAUAUCUUGUAUUCUAGCAGUAUCCGUGGAUCCUUUAUUUUUUUAUCUUCCAGUUAUCAAUAAUCAAACAAAUUGUCUGGGUAUAGAUAAAAAAUUAGCUAUCACAACUACAACACUGCGGUCAAUCAUUGAUUGUUUCUAUAUUAUUCACAUGGCUAUUCAAUUCCGCACAGCUUAUAUUGCCCCAUCAUCUCGAGUUUUUGGGCGAGGUGAGCUUGUGAUAGAUCCUGCACAGAUAGCACAGCGUUAUUUGCGAGGAUUAUUUAUCUUAGAUUUUAUUGCCGUGCUACCCUUGCCACAGAUUGUAAUUUGGAGAUAUCUUCAGAGAUCGACUGGCACAGAUGUACUUGGUACAAAAGAGGCAUUACUUUUCAUUGUCUUGCUUCAAUAUAUCCCGAGGUUUUUCAGAAUCUUACCCCUAAUGUCAGAAUUGAAGAGGACUGCUGGAGUCUUUGCUGAAACUGCUUGGGCUGGUGCUGCCUAUUAUUUGCUGUGGUACAUGCUUGCAAGUCAUAUAGUUGGUGCUUUCUGGUACUUAUUGGCAGUAGAACGCAAUAAUGCUUGCUGGAAGAAGGCUUGUCAGGCUAACAAGCAAUGCAGUCAAGAUUAUUUGUAUUGUGGCAACUGGCAAAUGAAAGGUUAUGAUGACUGGCUUGAUAUCAGUGAAGGUGUACUUAGUACGGCAUGUAAUCCAGAAGGAGAUUUCAAUUUUGGAAUAUAUACACAGGCUUUGACAUCUGGUGUUGUUGCAUCCCGGCUAUUCCUGUCUAAAUAUUGUUACUGUUUAUGGUGGGGUCUACAAAAUUUGAGUACUCUUGGCCAGGGACUCCAAACCAGCACCUAUCCUGGCGAGGUCAUCUUUUCCAUAGCUCUUGCUAUUUUUGGGCUCAUCCUCUUUGCACUCUUGAUUGGCAAUAUGCAGACCUACCUUCAGUCUCUUGGUAUCCGACUUGAGGAAAUGAGGGUCAAAAGGCGUGAUUCAGAGCAGUGGAUGCAUCACCGUUUGCUUCCACAAGAUCUCAGGGAGCGAGUCAGGAGGUAUGAUCAGUACAAGUGGUUGGAAACUCGUGGAGUGGAUGAAGAAAGCUUGGUUCAGAACCUACCAAAGGAUCUCAGGAGGGAUAUAAAACGGCAUCUGUGUUUGGCUUUGGUGAGAAGGGUUCCUCUGUUUGACAAUAUGGAUGAACGGUUGUUGGAUGCCAUUUGUGAGCGGCUGAAGCCUAGUUUGUACACAGAAAAAACUUACAUUGUCCGGGAAGGAGAUCCAGUGGAUGAGAUGCUUUUCAUAAUACGUGGUCGCCUGGAGAGUGUGACCACCGAUGGUGGCAGAAGUGGAUUUUUCAACCGGAGUCUCCUGAAAGAAGGGGAUUUCUGUGGAGAAGAACUCCUUACCUGGGCAUUGGAUCCCAAAUCUGGUUCUAACCUCCCAUCUUCUACCCGAACAGUGAAGGCUAUAACAGAGGUGGAGGCUUUUGCCCUGAUAGCUGAGGAGUUGAAGUUUGUUGCUAGUCAGUUUAGGCGCCUGCACAGCAGACAGGUUCAGCACACAUUCCGUUUUUACUCACAGCAGUGGAGGACAUGGGCUGCCUGCUUUAUCCAAGCUGCUUGGCGCCGGUAUUCCAAGAGGAAGUUGGCAGAGCUUCGACGUCGAGAACAAGAAGACGACGACGAAGUAGAACAAGAAGGUCGUGGUUUUGGUAGGGCUGAUGAUAAUGCUUCUAGUGGUUCAUCCAGUCUUGGUGCAACCAUCCUUGCAUCCCGUUUUGCAGCGAAUGCUCUACGGGCAGUCCAGCUUCGUCGGAAUUCCAAGAGUGCUACUAUGGGGUUGGUGAAAGUACCAAAGCCUCCAGAGCCUGACUUUACUGCUGAUGAUGCAGAUUGAUUUGUCAUAUUUGAUUUUUCUUAUCUGUGAAAAUUAUGGAGCACACAGGCAUCUCGUUUGUACCUACUCUCAAAGAGAACAAUGAAUAGCCUAGAAUAGACACACAAGAUCAUCAACUUGGAAUUCAAUUUGUACGUGAAGUCCUUUAGAAACAAUUGUAUAUUUUUAUAAGCCUGGGUUUGCUAGGGUUUGUGGCUCUGCAUUAAUUGUACUGUA